AUGCAUCAUACUUCACUAUCUUCGAAUUUUCUGGCCGUCGCUCAGGAGAAUCACAAAAGCAUCAGAAAUUCUUGUAAGUUUUUUUUGUUUGUUGCUUCGAUAUUUAGGUAAAAAGUCGAAUUUCGAAGAAAGUGCUGGGGCAGAGGGCGCAGCUUGGAAACCUUUGUUUUGUUUUUGCCGAGCUGCGUCCACAGCACUUGUUACUUAUUUAUGGGUGGUUUUACCCUCUUAAGAGCUUCAUAUUGUUGUAGACGUUAAUUUUAUUGUCUAUUUACAGGUUCCAUCGCAUCGUCACAUCAGCACUUCAAGUUCCUCUCCUCUUCAACUUCUCGUCAAAUGUCAACCAAUUAUGGACCUCAACUGCAACAGCAACAUACCGACCACAAAGGACCUCCAUUUACAACAAGUGAAACUGAAGUUUGGACAACAUCGCCAAUAAUGAACUGGUAA
Messenger RNA from Bursaphelenchus xylophilus (pine wood nematode), 450 nucleotides. Lineage: Eukaryota; Metazoa; Nematoda; Chromadorea; Rhabditida; Aphelenchoididae. The record is from the annotation of a GenBank genome assembly.